UUAUGAAAUAUAAUGUGCAGUAAAAGCUGAUUUGUUCUCACAGAGCAUCAUCAUGGUGAACUGCUGUGGUCUCGUGUCUGAAAAAAAUGAACCAGUUCCUCUGAAGAGCAUCUCGGUGGAGCUGCAGGUUCAGGAUCACGUGGCGUCCGUCCGCUCCUGUCUGCAGUAUGUGAAUGAGGAGGAGCGUCCGCUGGAGGCCGUGUUCGUCUUCCCGCUGCCCGCCGAUGCCGCCGUCUGCCACUUCAGCGCCAGGAUUGGAGAGCAGGAGAUCAGGGCCGAGCUGCAGGACAGACAGAGCGCGCGGGAUCAGUAUGAUGAUGCUGUGAGCUCGGGGCAGCAGGCGUUUCUGCUGGAAGAGAGCGAGGAGAGUUCAGAUGUGUUCAGACUGAGUGUGGGCUGUUUGUCUCCGGGUCAGAACGCCUCCAUCACCAUCGUCUACAUCAUCGAGCUCAGCGUCCAGGCCGAUCACGCGCUGCGCUUCUGUCUGCCGGCUGUACUCAACCCACGAUACACACCAGCAGCUUCAGCGGCCGGUGUAGUUCCAGAAGUUUCCUCGGCAUCUGUUAUUCCUUACACUCUGUCUCUGAGUGUUGAAGUGAGAUCUUCAGACCGCAUCUCCAGAUUCGAGUCCAGCUGCACUCUGGAUCCUCUGGAGUUCCUCGACGCGCAACACACUCACGCCACGGUGAAUCUGAGUGCUGGUCACCGGUUCGAUAAGGAUGUGGAGCUGUUUCUGUAUUAUGAGAAUUCCCAUCAGCCCUCUGCUGUAGUCGAGGCAGCAGCAUCUGCGGCUCAGUCAGGGUCUCUGAUGGGCGACCCGGCGCUCAUGAUCAGUCUGUACCCAGAGUUCCCUGCGGAUGUGAUGUCAUCACUGGCGUCUCAGGGCGAGUUCAUUUUUGUGGUCGACAGAUCAGGCAGUAUGGACUGCCAGAUGCAUCAUGGGAACGACGCACAGAUGCGCAUCGAAAGCGCAAGAGACACGCUGCUGCUGCUGCUGAAGAGUUUGCCCAUGGGAUGCUACUUCAACAUCUACGGAUUCGGAUCUCACUUUGAGUCCUUCUUCCCGUCAGUGACUAGAUCAAUCGCUUCAUUAGAUUAUAUCCUUAUUCCUUGGAUGGGAUCAGGUGUUUUUCUCAUCCUGACACUGAUUUUCUCUCAGCUGUUCGUCUUCACUGAUGGAGAGGUGUGGAACAUUAAGGAGGUGCUGGAUCUGGUGAAGAGUCAGGUUUACUCUCACAGGUGCUUCUCCUUCGGGAUCGGUGAGGGUGCGAGUACGGCUCUCAUCACAGGAAUGGCCAGAGAAGGUUCUGGUCACGCUCAGUUCAUCACAGGCACUGACCGCAUGCAGCCCAAAGUGAUGCAGUCGCUCAGGUUUGCUCUCCAGCCGGCCGUGGAUAAUAUCUCUGUGGACUGGACCGUUCCUGAAGGCGUGACGGUGGACAUGCUGUCCCCCCCCAUCAAUACUCUGUUCCAGGGUCAGAGGGCGCUCAUCUACGCUCAGAUUAAAGGACAGAGUUCAGGAAAGAAGGAAGGAGCUGUAACUGUGAAAUACAGGCUGAAAGAUCAACCAGUGACUAACCAGCUUCAAUUUACUCUUAAACCAACAGAAGACACAGGACUGACGAUCCACCGGCUGGCGGCCCGGUCUGUGAUCCGCUCUCUGGAGCUGGAGGAACGAGCCGGAGGAGCAGACGCGGAGAACAUCAGGAGAAGGAUUGUGGAGCUCAGCGUUCAGGCAGGAGUGAGCAGCGCUCACACAGCAUUCAUCGGCGUUAAUAAAGACCGCAAACAGACUGUGAAAGGGCCGCUGCUGCAGAGGAGAGUGCCAGUGCCAGGUAUGUUUCGGAUUUCUGCGACGCAAAGUUACUGUAUGGCAAUGAGUGCAAAUACAGCUCCUAAAUUGAGAAGUGCUAUAAAGUGUAAGAGAGAAAAACGUUCUGCGGCCCCGAUGGUUCCCAAAAUGGCAUUUCGUUCAGCAAUGCCAAUGGCUCCCCAAAUGGCAUUUGAUUCUCCAAUGCCAUGUUCCCUCGAGUCGUCCAACAUGAUGAUGAUUGAAUGUGAUGCCGCGUCAUAUGAGGAAGAAGCUGAGCCCCAGAAGGACCCUUUGCUCCAGCUGGUCUCUCUUCAGAAGGCCUCGGGAUGCUGGGAGCUCAACGCCUCAUUGGCUGCUGUGUUUGGGAAGACUGAGGACGAGGUGACCAAUCGGAAAGCAGCACAGGUGGAUGGGUCAGUGUGGGCCACCGUCCUCGCUCUCAUCUGGUUAUAUGCGUUUAAAUCAGAUCAGCAGGAUGAGUGGCAGUUUGUGGCCAUGAAGGCGGCGUCAUGGAUCCGCUCUCAGAAACGUCUGUGUGUUUCAGCGGACGGCCUGUCUCAGUGUGUGUGUGAUGGGAACGUUCUGUUGGGAUGUCAGGUGACUGAAGACAUGCUGGGAAUCUGAAGACUGCAAAUCCUGUGCUUAUAGAAGACCAAAUAUCUCCCCUUAGCAUGUUUUUUUUUUUUUAGAUUUUAAAGAUUUUAAAAGAAUAAACCUUUUGUAUCAGUGGCAGUGGUAUUUUUACUAUAUGUAAGUUUCAGGACCUGUCCUAAAAUUCAUGAUGUUCUUCUAAAUAUGAUUUUGGAAAUAUAUCUUGCAGUACUUGGCGUUCUGAAUUCACUAUCAUGAUUUGUGACGGAGAAUCAAUUAUUUCAGUAUGUGUGUUUUAGUGAGUGGAUUGUGUCGGUGUGGAAAUAUCAAUACUGUUUUAUCAGAAAGUUUUUGUUCACUAGCCAUAAUUACCUGAUUUGUAGAAUUACAUUUUAAUGCAUUACAAUUAAGAAUUACAUGAAUCAGAAUGGAGAAAUGUGCAAUUAUAAACUGCCAAGAAUGAUAAUUAUAAUGUCUAUAAAUACAGAUAAAUGUCUCCAGAACACACUGAUUAAAUGUGACUUGUGACCUUGGA
This is a messenger RNA of Sinocyclocheilus grahami, 2939 nucleotides long. RefSeq names its product von Willebrand factor A domain-containing protein 5A-like. Lineage: Eukaryota; Metazoa; Chordata; Actinopteri; Cypriniformes; Cyprinidae. The record is from RefSeq and is a predicted model, not a curated record. The coding region runs from base 53 to 2437 and encodes 794 amino acids. The transcript has 20 exons.